Columba livia (rock pigeon) is the source of this 7776-nucleotide messenger RNA. It is a transcript of the gene CYREN, whose product is annotated as cell cycle regulator of NHEJ. NCBI's taxonomy places the organism in Eukaryota, Metazoa, Chordata, Aves, Columbiformes, Columbidae. The transcript is spliced from 3 exons. Gene Ontology annotation, cellular component: cytoplasm; nucleus. The record is from RefSeq and is a predicted model, not a curated record. The coding region runs from base 18 to 458 and encodes 146 amino acids. Gene Ontology annotation, biological process: double-strand break repair via nonhomologous end joining; negative regulation of double-strand break repair via nonhomologous end joining.
CCACCGCCCCGGCAGAGAUGGCGGCGGGCGGGCGGCGGCGGCGGCUGCUCCCGGCCUGGAUGGGGGCGGCGGGGGACGAACCGGGGGCGGCGGCGCCCCCCCCCAAGGCGGUGCGGAGGCGGCGGCUGGCGGUGGCACGGCCCAGGGCGGCGGAAGAGGUGGUGUAUUGUAUGAACGAGGCGGAGCUGGUGGACGUGGCCUUGGCGGUCCUGGCCGAGCAUCUGCAGUUCGAGGAAGAUGAGGAGAAAACCCAGUCCUGGAGCCAUGGCGAGCAGGAGUUUCAGCAAACACCAAACAAGGUGCCUGGAAGCACAGCCAGCACUGGGGCAGGCAGUGACCACAGUCCGGCUCUCCCAUGCCCUCCUGACACUGGUGCUGAUGCCGAUGCAGAGAGGACAGACUGCGAGGACUCUGAAGAUGAUGUUCUGAAAUAUGUCAGGGAGAUAUUUUUCAGUUAAUGCUGCCUCCUCUGUGGUUUCCCAGGAGCAAAGGAGAGGUGGCCCCUCUGACAGCAUUGCAGGAGGACAGCCUAGAGUGGGCUGGAUAUCUGCUGUGUUGAUGGCCUGUGAAGCUGGUAGGAGGCCUAUGAAGGCCAUGGGGAAGAAGGAAGGGGGCACUCACUUCUAUCAGAGCGUGCUGGGCUCAGUGCUGGGCUCCAGAUUAGAUUAUGUUCAUUUCUGUUUAGUAUCUUGAAGCAUGGACAGAUUAAAGAGGACAUUUGAGUUUCUGUGAAUAUCCCUUUGGUGAGUCAGUAUUGGGACUGGAGGGGAGCAGGGAGUUGCUGGCCCUGGAAUGCCUUUGCAGGCCAUCCUUGGGGCUCCAUUGUCCUUGUGGUCCCCCUGUGACAGCUGCAGUGAGGCCUGGCAGGCUGUCCGCAUUGGACCUUAUGCUGAAUUUGCCUCCAGGCUUGGGCAGGCCUCCCAUAGCUGAGGAAGACAUGGGUGGGAGCAGAUUGGCAGAGACCAUCUUGAGGGGGCUAACCCCAUGGCAUUGUGCAUGGGGGUCUAGGAAGGGAUGAGGAUGGCUUAGCAUCCUCUUCCCAGUCUGAAGAGGGAGUGAACAAACAAAGAUGAGGCUGAGGCAGGUGCGAGAGCCUUUACUGAAAUGAAGAAUCGGUCAAACCAGCAUCACCAGCCACGUCCCCCCAAAGACUGCAGCAGGAGCGAAAAUGGACCCUCAUGUGCCUGAAGGGGAUGCAGGGGGAAAGCAGGCAAGGUUUGUGCGAGGUUACAGACAUGCCAUGGAGUAGUGCUGUGCAUUCCCAUAGCAGACUCCAUCAAGUGUUGUGGCUGUGAUGGCCCAGAUGGGGCACUGCACCCCAGCCUGCAGUGGCCCUGGCCCUGCUCCCUGAGCACACCCUUGCAUGGGGUAUGUUUUGGGCUGCACUGAGCUGGCUCUGCAAUGAGCUGCCCUCAGAUAGAUCCAGUCUCUCCUAGAGUCUCAAAGGCUGCUGGAGUGCUGGGCUUAGCUUCGUAAUAUCAGUAGAGACAAACCUGGAGCUCUGCACCCAAAUCCUCUGCUUCCUUUUGGAAACCCUCCUCUUUAGGGUUCUGUUCAGUGUUCAGCAAGUUGCUUGGCUGCCACUCCAGGUGCUCUGCUGCUGCUGGGAUUGGAUGUGGGCCACUUCACCCUAAUGAACUAAAGCAGGGUCACCCCAGGUAUUAUUCCUGCAGGUGAAGUACAGGUGGUCCUGCUCGAGAGAGUACCUGCAGUGCACAUCUGAGGCUGCCACUGCUGUGACACCAAUGUGAAGCCACAGCUUCUCAAGUCACAGUUGCCUCGAAGGCACCCCUGGUUAGUCCAGAAUGUGGAGAAGGAGCAGAGUCUCUUUAGGCAACUCAAAGAAAGGAAGCCUGUUUGCUUCUCUGACUGCCUGUUCUUAGGCUAGAUAUGUCCAGAGGGCUGUGUCCACUGUGUGCUCGUUCUGAUCUGUCCACUGUCCUCCGGGUCAGGGCCAGGAAUGCUGUUGCCUUGAUGCUGUGCCCCAAGCCGCAGGGGGUGUUACACGCUGCUGUUACUGUGAAGUUUUAACGCUGUGCUGUGAGUAUUGGUGUCUGCUGCCUGCUCGCUGCAGGAGAGCUGCACACAGCCGUGUGCCAGAGCAUGGCUCGACAUGGGUCUUUGGACUAAGGAACAAAUUCCUGCCAGUGACUAAAGCUGUCGUGGGUUUGCUGUUUUAAUUCAGGUUAUCAAUAGCUGUUGCAUCUUCUUUGUUGUUGAAUCUCAGUGGGCAGGGCCUCUGCUGCUUUGACAAGGAUGUGUGUGCUUGUCCCUGAUGAGGUACAUAGUGACAGUGAGAAUCUGGAGCAGUAGCAGAGCCUGAGUCCCAAGCAAUGCCAGGAAGCCCCCAGUGAAAUCAGAGGGGUGAAUCCACUCCGAGGUUUGGAAAAGAAACAUAGUCAGGCCUCCAAACAGGAUUGUUGUCUUGAUGAUGAGUAUGAUGAGGAUCACCUUCCAGCCCUUUCUCUCCUCUGUGCACUUCACAUGUGCAACAAAAAUAGGGUAGAAAAUGCUGAAGACCAGACACGUGUACACACAAAUCCUGCCUAGAACUAUUCCUAGUAGGCUGAUGCCCAUCACCUGCAGAUGCUUGAACUCCAGGCACUGCAGCUUCCCAGCUGUCUCAUUCCACAGGCAGAAGUUAUAAAAGCCGAUGCGUUUGUCAGGGAGGUCAACCAGAUUCCCAGAUUCCCACAGCAGCGCAUAAAACAUCAAGGCCAAGGUCCCGGCAGCCUCAAGUAGGGUCAGCGCACAGAAGAGGUGCCCGGUGCACCUCUGUUGCAGUAGACCCAUCCUGAUGCCCACAUGCUCUCUUGAUACCAUGGUAGAACCUGCUGUGGGGACGCCUGCUGCAAAACACGAAGUGGGGGACCUCUUUGUGGUUGUGUGUUAUGGCACCCUUCCCAAAAUGUGCUCUGAGCCUGUGUCACUGAGGUCUUGGGACUCCCCUUAUGAGUACAGCAGGAGCAUUUCAGUCCUGCUUCUGACUGUGCUACAGAUGUGUUACUGGGUGGAGGGGGAUGCAUUUUUGGUCACAGCAAAGGUGGCUUAAUGACAUCCCAUACGUGGACAUGUGUCCCUUAGCCCCACAUAUGUCCUUUGUACCAAGGUCUCAUGUUGGAGAAGAGACACAUUUGUCAGCAAACUGUAGUGAUGGGAGGGGAGCAAAGCACUCCUGUCUCGUAAGGAGCGGGUUAAGAGCUAUUCUGGAAAAAUGCUCUUCCAGUUCUGGUCAGACAGGACAUCCCUUGUGAUCUUUGGAUGACUGAGUAAAAUGCAGGCAUGACAGGGUCUGAAGUGCAGGGCUCCCCCUGCCUCCCCACCCUCCAUAGCUCUGGAAAACCUGAUGCCAUUGAUAUCACUCAUUUCCAACAUCCACAUGCCCCUGAGCCCCUUGCAUGCCCAUACAUUUCUGGGCACAGCAGGGCUGAUCUCCUGCAGCCCUGGUCCCCAAUGAGGCUGGCAGACGUGGUGCUUCUCUGUUUCAGUUGCCCGAGGGCUGAUGCCUCAAGCAGGCAGAUGGUUGUCCACCACAAAGAGGCACCUUGGGCCUACUCACAGCCACCUGCUCUCCUCUGGGGCCCAGGGAGAUGGGUGCUACAGAGACAGACCUGUGAUUGCUGUCCUCCACGCUCCUCUCUCAGAUUGCCUGGUAAACCAGACUCCUUCUCCCAGGAAUGUGAACUGUCCUCUGUGCUCUCUUUCAGGCUUCUGCUUCACCCUGAAAAACAGGCAAGUGGCAUCAGGAAGGGGUAUCACUGGCUGCAGGCCAUGCAGCAUUGGAGCACUGGCCACCUGGGUCUGCACAGAGGCACGACACAGGGCAAGGAGCUCAGAGACCUUGUCUUCAAGCUCAGCCUCCAGCUUGAGGCCAUGCAAAUAACCACUUUCCUCCCUUUGCCAAGAAUUAUGUCCUGUUUUUACCACUUUUCCUUAAGAAAUUCACAGUGUCAGUCCCCACAGUCACUUGUGGAUUUGGUACAGCCUCUGAGUUUUUAGAGUGGUGGAAGAGACCCCAUGCACAUCUGUACCCAGUGUAUGACUGAAACACUGGUGACUAGACCCUUUUGCAAUUCCCUCCCAAUCCCUGUCUUCCUGGGCACUUGGAAGUAGGGCACCUAUAUUUAAUGUGCACAAGCUUCUGUGUCCCAAACUUCUCCUUCUCCACACAGUCAUAGUCAGGAGGAGAAUACACACAGCAUGAGGGCAGGACAGUAUCCAGACACUGACCUGUCCCCUUCCCCUGGUCAAUACUUCACCACUUCUUGUAGCUUCCCUUGGAGAUCUUCUUCACAACAGGCUUCUGGAGGGACUUGAGGGUCACAUGGAGGAUGCCCAUUGUUCUGAAUCUACGAUGAAUACACAAAUGACCAGGAAACUAUCCAUGUUUGGGCCCAGACCAUAUUGCAGAAUGAGACCUCACACACAUGUAAUUUCACCAGGGUUUGAGUUGCUGCUGGUAUCACCUCUUGGUUUGUCUUUCUUUACACAUGCUUUCCUGCAGCCAGGCACUGCUGCUCUUCUCCCUAUCCUACAAGGGCUCAUGCCUGCCCCUGUUCUCACUGCCACCCCGCCUCACAUCCCUCAGAAGCAGAACAAGCUGCACCUGGAGGGGGCUCUCUUUUAGCCUACCAGCUCCCCAGUGAUUUCUGUCAGAACUCAGAGCCAGCCCAGUCCUGGCUGUGCCCACCCACCAACCCUUGCAGUCGUAUUUCUUUAGACUGAUUUCCUAGGGCAGGCAGGCUUGUAGAAUCACAGGCGUUUUGUUCAAUCAUGUUACCUUUUAUUUAACUACCCCACCUCCAUAAAACAUAAAAACAAUUAAAAAUUGUCCUAGUUGCACAUGUUUACUAGAGAGGGAACAGAGAAUUAAAUUCCUAGCAGGUGCGUGGCAGGGGUGGAGAAGAGCCACCUCAGAGACCUGGUGCUGCUAUGUGAUCUCUGCAGGUGUGAGAGCCCAGGGAAAUCCCAUGGUAUCUCUGCCCUCUCUUCUGCUUUUAGGCUCAGGUCUUUAAGGACCUAUUUUAUUUUCCCAGCACUGCCCCUCUAUUCAUUGCAGGCAGAUUUGAGUCUCAGUGUCCUGCUGCCUCCCCAGCCCAGGAGGUAAAUCCCUGUCCCCAGGUGUGACUGUGACAGAAACAUUUCUGGUGCAGGUGCCCUGUGUCAGCUGGUGCAGGGAGCACAUGUCUGGCCUGGAGGAAAGGUAUGGUUUGGCAAUGAAAGCUGAGACAUGGCAUGCUGCCACCAGCGCAGCCACAGACAUGCCAUUCAUGAGCUCUGCAGCUCAGCCCUGAGGCUGAUUUGGAGGCAGCCUGACUGAGAAGCAGGGCAUAAACAGGAAAAGAGCUGUCACCCAGUGUCCAGCUGGGACUUCUCCCGGACAUCUGCAGCCCUUCCGCCUCUCAGGACAUGCCUGUGCCUUUGGAUGGGAGGGUCUGUGGCACCUCAAAAGUGCAAGAAAGAGGAACCCAAGCAUGGUUCAGGGAGCCCUAACCUAGCUUCAGCCCUUGUUUCUGGGCAGGCAUUGCUGAAGGACUAGAUUUCACCAUGGGAGAGCUUUGUGUCUCUGUCUCUUGGGCAAAGAGGCUCAUGUGCAUGGCUCACAAGCUCCCUGGGCUGUCUUUGUGUGAGAUGGGGCUCAUAGGGACCCUCUGUGCUGCCAAGACUACAUGGCCCUUCCCUCUGCUGGCUUGCAGGCAGGUCAGCACCUUCCCAGGCUAGGACUGUGCCUUCCCCACUGUGAGCUGCUGGCUGAGUGCCUGGGCAAAGGAGGUGGGACACGGAGGCCAAAGCACGGACAUCCAGUGCAGGACCUGGCCUCUGUGCAAGGACAGACAUCUCUGUGAAGGUGCUGGAUGUCACCACAAUGAGCAGGCUGAAUGCACUGAAAAGCCAGAAGAGUUGGCUUUCAUGCAUCUGCCCUCCCCAGCUGCUUGGGGAAGUAAUGCCAUGUUAGAAUGGUGGGAAAGGAGGGCAGUUUUGGACCUGGCACCUUUCCUUUAAGCCACUUGCUCCCCGCCAGGAUCCCUCUUUCCCUCUCAGGCUGGAUCAGCUGUGGGGAAACUGCAGGUGAAGAAAGAGCACUGACAAGCUAAAAAUUCCUGGCAAACAGAAACUAGCCAGUGACACAUGGACCAGACUGUGGAGCAACUGACCCAGAAGUGUCCCAGAGCUGGGGAAGGACCUGCUCCCUCCCAGAUGUUUGCACCCUGCAGUACCACUUCUCCUGUCAGCUCCCCGCAAUGUCAGUGCCACUAAAAAGUGGGGGACCCAGUGGAAGAUACUUACAGGCUGCCCAUCUGUCUGGGUGCAGAGCUGAAAUACGCUGGAGAGAGCUGAGGUGCUGCCCUGGCGACCUGAGCUGGUCUGUGGCUGCUGCUGUGUCCCUGUGCUGCUGAGCUCUGACACCACAGCUCCUGUUGUGUCACAGCUGCCUCUGGCUUUCUGUUUCGGUUUUGAUUCCCAUGGGAGCCUGAUACGGUGCUCCUCCCCCAUACUGCGUCAUAGAAAUAUGAACAAGAAAACAAAACAAGCCCAGCCACCGCUGCCCAAGCCAGGGCAGGUUUGCACUUUAUUCUCCUGACUGUGCUAACUGAUGUGAAUAACUGACCAGGCUAAGCUCACCCAGGAAAGUUGUGCUACUAGAGUGACUUGGGUGUACGUGAGAGCUGAGGCGAGUUUGUUUUGUUUGGACGCUUCUCUAGAGGUGACCAACCAUGCCAUUUCUGACCACAGUAAUGCAGCACUGUUGGAGAUCACUGACCACUUUGCCCUUGGUCCCAGCUGAUCUUCUUAUUCUAGGGACCUCCUUCCACACCUUUGGCUGCACCUCUGGCAGGUAGUCCCUCUGCUCUCUCUUUCCAGACAUUUGGGCAGGGAAGAUUGUACCUGAAGGCUGGACAGGGUGCCAUGUGUCCUGCUGUUCUCCCUCCUAGGGACAUUUUACAGGUGUCCCCUGCCUGCUCCUUUAGAUGCCUGAAGUCUAGCUGAUGAUAGAACAGCUGGGGGAGAAUAGGUGUGGUGGGUGUGGGGUAGGUAGGGGGCUGAUCAUCAACAUGUCUCAUGGAGAAAGGACAGGAAGGGAGAGGAGAAAGAGAGCAGGGCUUCUACGUGUGUGCCUGCAGGUAGGAGAGAUGGGAUGGCAUGUUUGGGCUGCUGGGCCUGGUGUCUGUGGGUGGGAAAGGAAAGCACUUCCAAGAAGCCAGUUUCCAUGAAAUUCCUCUGCAACCAUUUAUUCCUGGAAUUGUUUCCUGAAAUAGAAAUGUAAUUUCUUGUGUCUGUUAAGGAGAUAUUUACACAGCUUUACAGUGGAAUGCUCUGCAGCUUUUGGUUUUUCAUGGUGCAGUUAAAGCACACACAGCAACAUUUUCAGCAGUUCUAGUAAAAUUAGCAAUCACAAGUAAAGCAGGAGAUGAGCUGGGACUUUGAAAAGCGUUUUGCUUAUUUUAGCCUGCUGUUUUAAAAGUAAGCUACUACACUUGCUUCCUAGAAGUUGGUCAUGACUCUGGUCCUCAUUCCUGAGGGAAUCUCCACAGCAGAACUCUUGUUGCCUCUAGUUGCUCAAAACCCCUCUCAGCUAUAGCUAGUACUGCCCCAUUGUAUCAGACUUGAGGGAUUCCUGUGGUAUACUGGUGAGAAGAGAGGCUGGAGUUCACUUCAUAUUCUGUUACAUUAUUUAGAAAUGACUUUUAUUCAAAAUAAAUUGUAAAAUGACUAUUUUUUUCUUAUCUGUAAUCUGCCGACAAGUAAAAAUAAAUAAAUCUCAGUGAAACAAAA